Messenger RNA from Perca flavescens (yellow perch), 2318 nucleotides. It is a transcript of the gene batf2, whose product is annotated as basic leucine zipper ATF-like transcription factor 2. The transcript is spliced from 3 exons. Lineage: Eukaryota; Metazoa; Chordata; Actinopteri; Perciformes; Percidae. Gene Ontology annotation, biological process: regulation of transcription by RNA polymerase II. The record is from RefSeq and is a predicted model, not a curated record. Gene Ontology annotation, molecular function: DNA-binding transcription factor activity, RNA polymerase II-specific; RNA polymerase II cis-regulatory region sequence-specific DNA binding. Gene Ontology annotation, cellular component: nucleus. The coding region runs from base 966 to 2288 and encodes 440 amino acids.
UGGAGGUUCUGCCACUUAUUUCCUGGCAGAAGUACUUGAGAAAUCCCCUGCACGUGAAGGGGCUGCAACCCUUAUAUGGUCAUUCAGCCCUGAGUUGUUCCUGUCUGUCUCCAAACAUCUUUUCCCAUCCACGUAUCAUGAUGCGUUUAUGUGCUAUGGAAGUAUUAUGUAAUACAACGUAAUAAAACCAGGGUUUAUCAAUAGAAGAGUCCCAGUAGAAUAAAAACACUCUUAUAGAUUAGCGGGAGAUCUGACAAAAUAUGCAUAAAAGUAUAUUCUAUUAAAACAAACACCAGCAGAGAAAUGUACAAAUAAAAGCAGUAGCCCGACCUGUAAUUGCGGGGAAAACAUCAGUAACAUUCAAGACGUGUCUUCGUUCUGUUCAUUUUGCUUCCUUUUUGGUUGUUCUCCUUCUUUCAAGCAGCCGCUUGAAAAAAGCCACAGCUUUUAUCACUGGGUCAACUUUCAAACAUUUCUGCUUUGGGCGCUUUUUGUGCCGUUACAGACUUGGACACUGAAACUCCCAUACUACAAGUGAAGGCAACACAGAGCCCACAUAUCUUACCUCGCAAUGGGUCAGUUUAAAAGAAAGAGAAACUGAAAGCAGUCGAAGCAUCAUGUUGCAUCAUCGGCUGUCUGUCGCCAAACCCCGUUCGCUCAAAAGCCAUCAGACACACGGGCUGAGCGCUUCACUCCGGCUGCACAUUUACAGAACCAACAAGUCAUCAAGCACCAGACAUUAGUUUGCACGGAGACAUAGCAUUGCCUGUGUCACAGCCCAUACUUUUAUUUUUCAUCGUGAGUCAUUCAAAGUGUACAUCAAGCUGCAGAGGCGCGCUGCUUUCGCGUCAACGUCAGACUUUGAAUGGCAGCGCUUUGACCUGCGGGCGCGCAGCACGGAUGAUCCGGGCUACCGGUGGGCAAAGACAGCCAACCGGCCAGCCACUGUGCUGCAGGGGGAAGAGAUGUCUCCGUUAUUCAUGGACACUGGGCUGGAGUCCAACAGCCCUGGCUCGGGGUCAGCUAACGGGAGCAACACCGCUGGAUCGGAGAGAGAAGGAGAGGGCCAACAGAUGGGAAACCGAGGAAGGAAAAGACAAGAGAAGAACAGAGACGCUGCGAGAAAGAGCCGGAAAAAACAAACCGAGAGAGCGGACGAACUUCAUGAGGAGCUCCAGUGUCUGGAGCGUUCCAAUUCAGCCCUUAAAAAGGAGAUUGCCGCAUUGAAAAAAGACUUCCACCUUUAUACGACGACAUUGGAGUGCCACAAGCCUUUUUGCUGCCUCAAAGACUCCAUUUCCAGCUCCAGCUCUACAACCUGCCUCUCGGUUUCCCCCGAGGCCAGCUGUCGGGCUGGCCCCAGCCCUCCUGCUGUCCCUCCCCAGGCCUCAGGCUCCACUUUUGCUGCUGCCCCUCCGCUUUCUACCUCCUCAACCCAUAGCCUGGGUCUUCAAACCCGCGACUGUGUUGGAAGCACACCUCUCUCCUCUUCAACUGCUACUCCUCCAACAACCACGACAUUAGCCUCACCUAGCGGCUCGUCUGCUGAACUCGCCACUACGUCCAGCUCUGUAACGGCCCCUUACUCUGCCUCUUUCUCUGCUGACGCGGCUCCUCACUCUUUGUUCAGCCAACAUCCUCCUUCUCUAAUCACGUCAAGGCAGACAAACGUUCCGCCUGUCUGCACCAGCCUUGUUUCAAACCCCGCACCCUCCAUUUCUCUCACUGCAGCUGCUCAGCCUCAAUCUGGCCAAAGCAUCAUCAAUGAAAGCUCUGCAAUGUCAUCAAAUGCUGAUUUCUCUCCACUUCAUUCUGGUGCACUGGAUGCCUUUCUAAUGAAACAGGCCACUUUUAUAACCGAUUCAUCUAAUGUAGUGCCCCCUUACUCCCAUUUAGGGGCAGAAAACACAGGUCUAGUAGCGCAAGGUUGCUCCAUGGAUGUGCCCCAGCUUCAUCCAUGUCAGUUCAGCAGAAAUCCAAUGGAUUCAAGUCCACCAACGUUUCAAGCUCCUGCUCUUCAGUCCCUCUCAGCGCCGCCUCCUGACUCUGCUUUUGCCUUAAAGCCGAGUUAUAGCCAACAGGUCACACUCAAUCCUGCGCCUCUGCUUUCCCUGCUCACUGUCCCGAGUCCCCUUUAUGUACCUCAGACUACCUCCAGCAUCUUUGAUGGACCUCUCUAUCAACCUUCACCUUCACUGCCACAACUGGGGGAUAUCUCAAAAGAUCUCUCCCUUUCUGAGCUCCUGGAGGUCAAUGAUUGGAUACUAAAUGGGACUAGUCACCAGUAGCACUACAUUGCAAACAAAGACCAGCUUUAU